UCAUGCAGAAGAAUGAAGAGGUGGGGAGGAUUGCCAUGGCGGUUCCUGUGAUCAUCUCUCGAGCUCUGGAAAUGUUCCUGAAGUCUCUGCUGACCAAAAUCUGUCUAAUAACUCAGUCAAAGCGCAGCGCCGUCGUGUCUGUCGCUCAUAUGAAGCAGUGCAUAGAGUCGGAGAAGCUCUUCCACUUCCUCAAAGACCUGGUGGAGCGAGCUUCGUCUCCGUCCGGCCAGAAGGACGACCGAGGGAUGAUGAGCAUGUGGCCGAUGUACAGGAAUACACGGCAUGAAAUUUCUGUUAAAAAAACAACUGAAGUGGUAGAAAUUGCGCCACGACGGAGCCUCGACUCUCUGGACAACGACUCCAGCUCCUCUGAGUCGGAGCUCUUCAUCUGCUUGUGAGAUCAACCAGAGGAACGUACAUCAUCAUUUCAUCAAGUAACUUUUGUUUGAACGUUUAUAUCUUUAUUUAAACUUUGCUAAACCAGGUCAACAUUAACGUGAGGAUAUUAACUAUUUAAAAAGGUUUUGAAUUUGUUUU
Molecule: messenger RNA, 537 nt
Organism: Anoplopoma fimbria (sablefish)
Lineage: Eukaryota; Metazoa; Chordata; Actinopteri; Perciformes; Anoplopomatidae
Product: dr1-associated corepressor
Exons: 5
Coding region: 3-398 (131 amino acids)
Biological process (GO): positive regulation of transcription by RNA polymerase II; negative regulation of transcription by RNA polymerase II; transcription by RNA polymerase II
Cellular component (GO): nucleus; negative cofactor 2 complex
Molecular function (GO): core promoter sequence-specific DNA binding; RNA polymerase II general transcription initiation factor activity; transcription corepressor activity
Source: RefSeq, a predicted model, not a curated record